UGGUUGUGCAACCAAAGUACCUGAUUUUCAAGGUUAUCAGUGGCCCAUUAAUUAUCAAGAUUGUGUAAACAGAGGCCAGACCUGUCAAACUGCAUGUCAAUCUAGCACUGUCUCGGUAGAUAAGAAAGGACCAUGUAACCAAGCUUGUUCUGCUUCUUAUUCUAACUUAUGUGGUACGGCCAAUCAACCAGCAGCUUAUUAUAAUACUAGUGACGUAGAUGCUAUCCCAAGUUACGGUCCUCCAACAAAUAACAAUACUAAUAGUGGCAAUAAUGGUCCAAGUGGCUCUCCUACUGGAUCUAGUAACUCCUCUGCUAGCGACACCCCUGCAAAGAGUGAUGCAUCAUCACUUUCAAUAGCCUUUUCGAUUAGUUCUGCAAUUUCUGCUUUAGUUAUUGUGGCCGUUGGAAUGACAAUGCUUUAA
Dentiscutata erythropus is the source of this 424-nucleotide messenger RNA. NCBI's taxonomy places the organism in Eukaryota, Fungi, Glomeromycota, Glomeromycetes, Diversisporales, Gigasporaceae. The record is from the annotation of a GenBank genome assembly.